AUGAGUAAUCCACCAACACCCGUGCUGCGACGUCUCAAUGGUCGUCUUCAAGCUUGCGAUCCGUGCCGAAGCCGAAAGGUGGCCUGCGAUCAUGGCAGACCUGUAUGUCUACGAUGCAGAAAGAGGCAGCAAGACCGGCAUUGUGUUUAUACUGUUUCUUCCACCACUGUUGGUUUAGGGAUUGGCACAUCACGCUCGCCCUCGGUAUCCGCUCCAGCAAGGGCAGCCCAAAGACGUGACGAUAACGUUGUCCCAACAUUGAGUCCAGGCGCAAGGAGAACGAGUGUCGUGACUAGUCCUGCAAGUACACGAGCAUCGUCGUCGCGAGCGAUUGGAUAUUUGGGCUACACAAGCUAUUCGACAGUGAUAGAUGAGACAUUGUGUAUACUCAAUGACAUCAGAGCGGAAAAUCCCCAAAGUCCCUGCAUGGACGACUGUCCGAUUGCCAUAUCCUCCAAGACCAUCGCUCUUGGGGUUACUGUCCUCAGGCAUAUCCCUUUCCCAGAGGAUGGGCAGCGUCUCUUUCGUAGAGAAUUGACUGUCAAGGACUCGUGGAUGCGCCUAGUAGCUCGGCAUAUUCUUGAGACACUUUACGAUGAAUGGGGCGGGCACCUUGGACGCGUUCGCUCCGUGUCAAAGUUGGAAGAAAUGGCUCGUCGGAUAUGUGUCAAUACAGCCAAGCCCAUUGUGAACAGAGGUGAUGGCGUAGAGUGGCUAGAACAAUUUCGAGGGCCAAAUCUAAGAUGGGAGAGUCUAGGGGUACUUUUCCACGGAUGGGAUCUUGUCGAUGACGCGCACAAAAUUAAAAUGCAGGGUGCCUCUGUGUAUAUCAAGCAAUCUGCGCCGUCGGUACAGGAGUUCAUCUCGCUCUGUCUUGAACUGUGCCAAGAGUUCUCUGACGGCAAUUUCUUCACCGUCUACUUGGACUUUAAGCGGACUUUACUGGAGUCUCUCAUAUCGGGCGAUGCCAGUCGACAAACCUGCAGAUACCUCGCUGACACGGUAGCCAGUUUGACAUUCCUUGGCAUGCACGCGGAGCCCACUGAUGAAUUCUAUCAACCGACAUUCUAUGCCGAAGCCAGUCGGAGGGUACUGCUCGCAGUAUUCACUGUCGACAAAGUGCAACUUGCAUUCACCGGACGGCCGCCGUUGUUGUUCAGAAAGUUUGUCACGACGCCCAUGCCUUUGGAUAUAAGCGACCAAGACCUCUUCUUGGAUCAAGCUUCUCUGCUCAAAAAGAUACAAAAUUCAGUUGAUGACAAGGGCUGGAAUACCAAUGGUGAAUUCUUUUCCAGCACCAUUGUCCGAGCUCGAUACAUGGUGGCACAGAUCAGAGAGCACAUUGCAGAGAUAGCACUCGGCAACGACUCACAGACUACAGCAGAUGAACUGCAUCGCAUCAAACAAAAGCAAGAUGCUGUAGUAGCAGAAUUUCCCCCCAGUCUACAUUGGCAAGCCGAAGACAUGGCAGACCCAGAGGUGGAUGCGAAUAUCGUAUUCAACAGACUGCUGCUGAGCUUGGACAGUCUGCAAAAUGACUUUUUUGUUUACCGACUCUUGGUACGGACAGGCCAAGGUCAACCUGAUGAAGGUUGCCUAUUGGCAACGAGCUUCCGCAUGGUAUCAUUGGUGCUGCUGCUGUGGACGAACAUGGAUCGAUUUCAGGUCAUGAGGCCUGACUUCGGAUGGCUACUCAUGGGGUACGGCGCUUCACCCGGGGGCAUACUCUGCAAGUGCUUGCUGAAAGCACAGUCCAGUCAAAUCCAUCCCGGUGAACCCGAAAUCACACGCUCUGCCAUCAUCCAAAAGCUGUCGCUGCUGGUUGGAUUCUUGGAUUGGGUCAGUCCGACCGCGCCCAAUGCAGAAUUGUGCAAAGAUUGCAAAUCAGUCAUCGAACGCGUGCUUGAUCAAGCACUGAACUGCAUCCCGGGAAACGCGCCAGCUUUUGGGGCCAGCAUCAAUUGGGAUCUGUCGACUCCGUUAGAUUUCAACUUUGAUCUGAUGGACACUUACGACUGGCUGAGGUCCGAUUGA
Molecule: messenger RNA, 2034 nt
Organism: Pestalotiopsis fici W106-1
Lineage: Eukaryota; Fungi; Ascomycota; Sordariomycetes; Amphisphaeriales; Sporocadaceae
Exons: 7
Coding region: 1-2034 (677 amino acids)
Biological process (GO): regulation of DNA-templated transcription; DNA-templated transcription
Cellular component (GO): nucleus
Molecular function (GO): DNA-binding transcription factor activity, RNA polymerase II-specific; zinc ion binding; DNA binding
Source: RefSeq, a predicted model, not a curated record